CUUCAUCAAUAAAGAUACAUUAAGAAUCAAAUUUAGAGCACCCAUGUUCGAGGAAAUACUCGAUUCUUUUCAUCAUAUGUUGAGGAGUGUAUCAGAAGUUUAAUGAUUCUUUCUCACCUCGGAUUGCAACUGAGUAGAGGUCAUGCUUCCAAGCUUAUUUUACUUUAUUAGUGAAUGUGCCAAUGUACUUCUUGAUAUUGCUAAUUUUGAUCAAAGCUUGCCAGCUAGAGAUAUUUCUGGAUACCCCAAUAUACUCUUAUCUCCUUCUGAGGUUUCUCUUGUGAGAGCUUUUGACUUUCUUUGAUGAAGAAGUAAAUCCAGUAACUUCAUAACCGAGAAUAAGAGAACAUAGGUGAAGAAGGCUUUGUUUGAUAUCAAAUCCAUUAUGUUUCUUAUUCGCUUUCGAUCAUUUCUUUUG
Messenger RNA from Moneuplotes crassus, 418 nucleotides. The record is from the annotation of a GenBank genome assembly. NCBI's taxonomy places the organism in Eukaryota, Ciliophora, Spirotrichea, Euplotida, Euplotidae.